Messenger RNA from Amoebophrya sp. A25, 3819 nucleotides. Lineage: Eukaryota; Dinophyceae; Syndiniales; Amoebophryaceae. The record is from the annotation of a GenBank genome assembly.
AUGACAGAAGAGGCUUCCGACAACGCAGGUGGACAUGCGGAACAAGUACUGCCAGAACAAGAACAAGAAGAACUUGGGGCUCCUGCAGGAUUCUCUCCAAGCGGAGGACCUUGUCCACCAAGCGAUGAACCGUGUAGUUCCGAUGCUCCUGCUGCCAAACGCCGCGCUUCAUUUUUAGGUUCACGCCAGCUGCCUCCGAACGUACAUCAAUUUUGCGACGAACAACAGCAAAGGGAAAGAGGUCGUGGGCAAAGUAGACUAAGAAAGAAUCCUAAUUCCAAGCCUAGCAAAAAUCGACAUCAACUAAACAACCAAGGCCAAGGCGCCCACGAUAUUCAUGAUAAGGAUCAAUGUAGUGGACUCGGACCCUGUGGAGCUAGCAGUGACGCGAGUGAUGUUACUAUCCCUGGGCCUGCUGCUUAUCAAUUUGAGGGACUCGGGCCGGGUCAUGUGCUUGGUGGACGAGGAGGGGGGUCAUCGUCCGACGUAGGUUCAGUUAAGGCUUUCGUAAGUAGUUAAUCCGUCUCCGAAAGCAAAAGCAUCUUGUUGAAGUUCACCUCCCGUAAGGAGUACGUGAAAGGAGCACCAAGAUGCAUCUUAUUCUUAAGAUGGAUUAUAAAUAUGGGUCAUCAAGAACAGCGCUAAUUCCCAUUCGCUUGUGGGAGGUACAACCGGAAUCAGCACACCCGCUUUCACCUGUGUUCGAAAUCCGUUUUUGCAACAACAUCCAGAGACAACAGGCACUUCUGUUAAGGCCACAAGAACAGCUCACGCAUCCCCUCCGAUCGUGAAGAUUCUGGGCCUUUUUUUCAAAGACAGAAAAAAAAAGUGGAUCUUCCACGCAUAUACUUACUCUCAGGGAAGAUGGUGCGAGUCCGCGUGGAAGUAUUUUUACAUUCAAACAUACAAAUUCUAAUACAAGAACCUCUGGCAAGACAGCCGCAGCCCAAGGGCACCAGGACCAGGCUGGAUGCGGCCGCAACAGUGGUGCUACCACUAGGUUGGAUAAUUUCGGGCUUAAUUCUAAAAACCCUCCUGGGGAUCCUCAACAAACAGAGAGUACUACUAGAGGACUGCUUCAAAGACAGGUAGAUGCAGGCACAGAGGAGAGCGCAUCUGGUAUGGUAUCUGGUAUGUCGGUGGACCUUGACCAAUCACGAGAAGAACGGAGACCAAAAAGAGUUGAGAUUAAGGCCUGCAAUUUUUCAUUGGUCGUAUUCAUCUAGAACUAUGCAACGACGAUUCUUGGCCUGGUUUCGAAAGGAAAGUAUUUGGCCAGCGAUCGAUGUUGACCACGUGGAUGAAGUUCGUUUGUUCUCGGAAUUUAAACAGAAGGUCGGUAGUAGAAAUGUGUUGCUAAAUAGGACUCCGCAUAUCUCCAAUUUUCGGGGAGGCUCACCAGAUGCGGACGAAGAAGAGGAAGAAGAUGAGGAGGGUCUCCCACCUUAUCAUGACGAUCAUGGCCCUUGUUCUGAAGCAGUAGGAGAACAACAACAAACGCCAGGUUGUAAUGUUGGGCUACUUCAGGCCGACCUGGGGCCAAUAUGUUGUGGUUCUGACGUGGUGGAAUCGGCGGGUGCAACCGGCGUGGUGGCCGCACACGAUGAACAGAGGCAUACUGUUGAAGGAAUAGUUGUUCCGAAAUCUAUCACUACCCAUGGUAGAGGUAUAGAUAGCAGGCAUGCCCAGAGUACCAGAGCUGCCGCUUCACCUCCUAUUUGUGCCGUUGCAGAGAAUCCUUUUACGGGUUACGACUCCUUUCUGUUCCGGCUUCCCGGUUUCAAUGACAGCCCAGAGACUGCUUGCUACGGAUGCCAUAAUAGAAGAAGUGCCGGUCGUUCUUGUUCUAGUUCUUGUAGAACAACUUCGGGGCGGCAUGCUGGAGAUCGUUCAGGAGUAGGAGGAGCAGUAGAUUCUAGUUCUUGUAGAACAACUCCGGGACGACCCCCCGUUUCAGGUCGUUCAGCUAGUGGAGCAGGGCCUACGUCGUUUGUAGGUGGAAACUGCCCUGCCUGUGGUAUGCCUGCUGAUACAACCGCAGCAUCGCAACAGCAGCCAGGUGCUACAGUUAAGGGUUCUACUAAAGAACGAGAAUCUUCACGAUGAGUGCAAAGAUUAUACUAUGUAUAAUUCGGAGGCGGGGGAACGACCUCUGAGCGGCCUCAUCUUCUUCUAAUACAAGAGGUGGGCCAAGUCCUAGCAGUUUGGGCAACAUACCCCCCGCAGGCUUAUUUCAAGAUCUUCAGUGCGGUGCAGGAGCAUGUCCUUUUCCACCUCUUAUGAGGGCGACCGGCCGCAGCAGCGUCUGCACCGACAGUGCUGCCACGGGCACCAUAACACUCGUAGAGGACUUGACCUACGAGCAGUACUUUGGCCCUAGUCCGAGCGACGAACUCGGAGUAAAAAUGGCCGAUUAUGGAAUCGCGCAGACCUCAAACACGCGGAUGGGAGAAGAACUCUUCUACCACUUGCGGCGCACCAGCUUGAGCAGAAUCGCUGAUAUCUUAGAACUUUCUAUCCAAAGCGUACGAAAAGAAGCUCUGAACCCAGGUCGUAGUCGGAAGAACUACGAAGAAAAAUAUGCAGAACAGCAGAUAACGCAACAAGCGGCGGCUGCUUUGGAAGUGCAACCACAAGAAGCGCAACAGGCACAAGGCGGUCAAGGACAUCAACAAGGGGUAGGAGAUGAACAAGAUCAUGAAGCAGCUGUGGUUACUAGAAGGAAAGCCGAGUUGAUGACAUUCUACGAGUCUCUGCCACGUGUCGGAAACAGGCAUUUCCUUACAGCAGAGGAGGUGAUGGACGGCCCAGAGGCUGCGGGUGGACGUCCGUGUACUACUGUUAUGGUGACCCUGCUGUGGAUUAAGUACGUUUUAGUAAAAGUAUUUUCAGAUUCAAUAUACGUUCCCCACCUUCUCUAAGAUGCCCGGAACAUCAACAGUAGGCCCAGGAGCUGCUUCAGCUUUCUCAUCUGCGCCUGGAACGUCAGCGUUUUGUUCAGGCGUAGGCCAAGGCUCUUUUCCGCCACAGGAACAAGCUGCAGAACCUGGUGGAUUCCAUGGAUCAUUUUCUAGUUUUUUACAUCAUGGUCCUGGUAGAAGUGGUAGUACGAAGACGUCACCCCUUGAAAAGGAGACCUUACGUUAUCGGAGUCCACGUGAAAUCCGACAGUUUGCGGUGAAUGAGUUGCGUGGCGCAUUCUUCGUCCAUCUCGCCUUCCGUGAAUUCCCCUCCACGUGGGUGAGAGCGAUCCAGCAUACUGACCGCUAUCACAUGUCCGAAGCAAUGCGCAGUUUGCUUCUGACCUACUACGAGAUUGCAGACUUGCUCACAACAGGCUUAGUCUACGCAACUGAAGAUGAGGAGAUUUUGGCUACGCUCGAGGACGAGGCGGAAGAAAUGGAGGAGACGCAGUUAGAAGAGGGGAUGCGGCAACUAGAAUUAAAAUCAAAACAUUUAUAGUGUCCAUCUUUCUCGGCAUCUCGGUACAACCCUUUUCCCUUGUAUUAUUCCUAUGAAAUGAUACAUUGUAACUCAUGAAAAAAUGCAAGGUAAACAAGGGUAGUAAAAGGGGUCAAGAUGAGGGGGCCGAGAUGCAAUCUUAUGCCCACACUAAGAGACGCAUCAACGCCUAGAAGCGGAGAUGGUGGCACUGGUAGUCGUGGUAUGGGUAUGCAAGUUGACUCAGGAGGUGGUCCUCAACAAGUUGGCGCGGGCACUCCGAUGCAUCAGGUAGUAGGUAAUGCAGCAACUUCUAUGGUGCCUCCUGGUCCGAAUCUGUACCCAGGAGGAGCUGUUGGCUCAAGCGGUGGCAGCGUC